This is a messenger RNA of Oryzias latipes (Japanese medaka), 3683 nucleotides long. Its product is annotated as rho GTPase-activating protein 6. The record is from RefSeq and is a predicted model, not a curated record. Lineage: Eukaryota; Metazoa; Chordata; Actinopteri; Beloniformes; Adrianichthyidae. Gene Ontology annotation, biological process: signal transduction.
AGAGCUGCAGGGAGGUGGAGGAGGCGAUCUGAGGAGACAGGCGCGUAUUUCAUAAUCCUGGCUGCCUGGGACCGUGCGCGCUGGGCGUUUUGGAGACCAUCUGUGGAGCGCCAUCAAGUUCGGAUUGGACUCAUGGCAGAGAUGUGAACGUGACUUUUCCACUUCUUUGUUGAAUACGUGGAAAGUACAUGAGCCAUGUCCGCUCAUGGACUGCUGAGCAGUGUUUUUUCGUGCUCACUGAGCCCCAAAAGUAUUUCCAAGCGGAGACUGACUCAGACCAGGAGCCUGGACUCUGCUUUGACGCGGAACUGCGGCACAGAAGCGGAGGAAACGUCUUACGAGGGUGAUUUCACCUGGAACAGUGCGUUAGGAUAUAACGUUUCCCUGAAGGCCGUCCCCCUGCAGAGCCUGUCGGAGUUGGAGCGGGUUCGACUCCAGGAUGUUGCUUUCAGACGCCUGCUUCAGUGCCACGAUCCGGGCUGCCACAUCACCAUACCAAAAUAUGGUCACAAGCACAAGAAGUCUCUUAGGAAGAAGUUGGAUUCACUAUCUAAAGAAAAGGCAAAAGACAAAGAGACUGCCCCACAGGCGUUUGGCAUACCGUUGUCUCAUGUCAUAUCCAACGACCGCAAGCACAAGCUGCGGCACGAUCACCCAAGAGAGGAGCACAGUAACCCCAAUGAAUUGAUGCUAUCCCUCCCUCACCUGUCCUCUAGCCUGAAAAGGGUUAUCAGGGAACAGUCCAGCAGCAACUCAUCGCUCAGCUCCACAUCAGAGACCCCAAGUGAAUCGCCUCUGCAGAGCACACCAGACACAGCUCCGAGGACGUGCAGGAGGGGCGGAGUGUCUGUGGAUUGCAUCACAGACCUUGAUGAUAGCCAGUCUCGGCUUUUGGAGGCCCUUCAGCUGUCUCUCCCUGAUGACGCAACCACCAACAAAAAGAAGCAGCAGGACAAAAAGCUCAGCCUUAAUCCCAUUUACAGACAGGUGCCGAGGGUGGUUGACCUCUGCUGCCAACAUCUGGAGAAAUAUGGCUUGCAAACAGUUGGAAUUUUCCGUGUUGGGAGUUCCAAGAAGAGAGUACGGCAGCUGCGAGAGGAGUUUGAUCAAGGCUGGGAGGUAAUCAUGGAUGAGGAGCACAGUGUUCACGAUGUUGCGGCUCUGCUGAAAGAAUUCCUCCGAGACCUGCCUGAUCCACUUCUGACGAGAGAGCUCUACACAGCCUUCAUCAACACAAUAUUGUUGGAUGACUCAGACCAACAGAGUGCGAUUCAGCUCCUGAUUUUCAUGCUUCCUCCUUGUAACAGCGAUACACUACAGCGCCUCCUCUGCUUGUUGUCUACUGUGUGCACACAUGCAGACGACAGCCUUGACAGUGACGGAAAGGAGAUCCCUGGAAACAAAAUGACGUCGCUGAAUUUAGCCACCAUCUUUGGACCCAACCUGCUGCAUAAGCAAAAAAACUCAGACAAAGAGUUUGCGGUGGAGAGCUUUGCUCGUGCCGAGGAGAGCUCAGCUGUCAUCAGUGUGGUCCAAAGGAUGAUUGAUUCGUACGAGAUGCUGUUUAUGGUUCCUGCCGACCUGCAGAACGAGGUCCUGAUGAGUCUACUUGAAACCGAUCCUGACGUCGUGGACUACCUGCUGCGGAGGAAAGCCUCUCAGUACUCAGAGCCCCGCCAUCUUAGACCAGAGGACCCUCUGCCUCUUACUGAAAGAUGUUUUUCCAAUGACUCUCUGAAAGCAUCCAGCGGAGAGGUAUCUCCUUAUGACAAUAACUCCCCUGUGCUAUCAGAUCAACUGCUGUGUAAAUACUCAGGGGACAGCACACAUUCCAGAGACUCCAAAGUUAGCGCUCAUUCAAAAGACGGAUCUGGAAGCUCCUCUCCUGCUUUUUCUAUUGACAAAGAAGCUUUAACAGACUCUUUCUGGGAAACCUGGCAGGAAUUUUGUGGGAAGGAUUUUACCGGCCAUCACAUUUCUGGCUCCCUUGAAGAUGCAUCAGAAUGUGACUCAUUUGGAUCAUCAGAGGGGCUGAGCUGUCACCAAGGUAACAACAAGCUUCCCGUCAGACCAACGCAAACGUCAUUGGGUGUUUUGGAGUCCAGGCCCCACCUCCCUGUGUCUCGCAGCAGCAGCGGUCCUCAUGACCAGAGAGAGCAGAGACAGCGAGACUCAUCCUUACAUCACUCCCACUGCAGCCAAUCGGGUGCUAUUAGCUCAGACAACUUAACACAAAGGACAGGAUGCCCUGCAUGCCCUUUUCCAAUGAACAGGAUGGAUAGUUGUUCCCCAUUUCCCAGUUUCAGACCCGCAAGAGAAACGUCCAUUUCUCCCACCAUCCCCUUUGUUCCCAGCCAUCACCCUGACCUCCAAAUCUCACCACCGGCCCAGCAGAGCCUCUCUCUCCGGACUGCAGAUAAGACAGACGACUCUCGGUCUGGAGGGGAAAAGGGCGCAGAUACCUCGAACUGUCCGACAGUGGAGUGGCAUGUUUGGCAGAAGCUGCCUUCUGAAAACCAAGAACCUGUGCCUGAAACUUUAGUUUGAUGCAGCCUUCCCUGAUAGGACAAGGCCCUCUCCUGUUGAAUCCCCAUGCUGGCAUUGUUUGUAAUAUGGCCUCUAAUCAUUUAUCCUAAGAAAGAUUUUGCAUUAAUGGUCAGUUGUUUAUAUAUUUUAUAGUAACAACUCUUUAAAUGUAUUGGGUUUUAAAAAUAGAGAUUAUUUGCCACGCAGCCUUAAAAAAACUUUAUUUAAACUUGAAUGUCAAAAAUAGACUUGAAUAUUUUUUUUUAUAAUGCUGAGUGUAAAAAUACAGCUUCUCACUAUCUUAUAAAAUGUAACAUUAUAAAUGAGUUUGUUGUAGGCACAUCAUUGUAACAGAUGCAGUUUAUCCAUUGUUCUAUUUUUUUUCUCCUCCAUAAUAUUAAAACUGGAUCCUUUGUUUGGAUACAACUCACUAUCAAACACCUAUUUCACACACAUCUACGCUUUUUGCUGUUACAGUGAACUAUUCCUUUAAGUUUGUAGAGAUGGAUAUACUUAUAGAUAUAUAUUUUUGUAUCUUUUCAGUAUUUAAUAAAAUCAUGUUUUCCACUUCUAUUUUUGCUGCUAUUUAAUAAAAAAGGAAGAUUGAUCAAUUGUAAAAAUUAUUUUAGAGUCAAGUCAGUCUUUCAUUUUUUAUUUUAGCAUUCCCAGUUGAAUACGUCCCUUAUUAAACUAAACUGACAUCUGAGCUGCAAUGUCAGGAGGAUGAAACUUUUGAACUUUGUGGCUGUGUUGCUGUGGAGCUGUAAUUUUCAGCUUUAGCUUUGAAUCAAUGCUUCUCUGCCGUGUUGGAGCCGGCUCUGAGCAUCUCCUCCCUUUUCUUUGAUCCCGAUUGCUGUAUAGGGAGUUCAUUUGUUAGGCAGCCAGCACCACACACUGACUUGACCUUUGUGUGGAUGGCAAAAGGGCAGGCAUCACUCACUGCUCACACUGCGAUGCAGCCAGUGCGGAUAAACCGUCCAACCCAGAAUAGGCCAAGUAUCUGCAACACCGUUUCAGUUUAGGUUUACUUUGCCCGUUCCUAAGGAUUGUAUUAUAAUAAAAACCAACCCAGCAGGGUGGAAGGAUGGCAAGGCACAAUAAUUGUGAUAUCGUUUUGUGCAAUAUUUUAAUAAAUGCCUUUAUAGUAUGGAAACAUA